Molecule: messenger RNA, 1258 nt
Organism: Pipistrellus kuhlii (Kuhl's pipistrelle)
Lineage: Eukaryota; Metazoa; Chordata; Mammalia; Chiroptera; Vespertilionidae
Product: olfactory receptor 5AU1
Biological process (GO): G protein-coupled receptor signaling pathway; sensory perception of smell
Cellular component (GO): membrane
Molecular function (GO): olfactory receptor activity; odorant binding; G protein-coupled receptor activity
Source: RefSeq, a predicted model, not a curated record
CAUUCUUUAUGACUGAGUUCCAUCUACAAAACCAGACGCCUCAGUUAGACCAAUCUCCAGAAGGCUGUCCUAAACCUAGGCAGAACUAAACCUAGUGAGACCCCCUGGGGGUUCUGCCUCAUUUCUGGUGCUCUCCCCGCUCUGCGCCCAGAGCACCUGAGAACUAUGGAAGGAGCAAACCUGAGCCAAGAGAUGGAAUUUGAGCUCUUGGGCCUCACCAGUGACCCCCAGCUCCAGACCCUGCUCUUCGUGGUGUUCCUGGGCAUGUACAUCGUCACUCUGCUGGGGAAUCUGGUCAUGUUCCUUCUGAUCCAUGUGAGUGCCACCCUGAACACACCCAUGUACUCGCUCCUGAAAAGCCUGUUCUUCUUGGAUUUCUGGUGUUCCUCCACAGUUGUCCCCCAGACGCUGGUGAACUUCUUGGCCAAAAGGAAGGUCAUCUCCUAUCUUGGCUGCAUGGCUCAGAUGUUCUUCUAUGCAGGUUUUGCCACCAGUGAGUGCUAUCUCAUUGCUGCCAUGGCCUACGACCGCUACGCUGCUAUUUGUAACCCCCUGCUCUACGCCAUCACCAUGUCUCCUGAGGUCUGUGUCGCUCUGAUUGUAGGCUCCUAUGGAGCAGGAUUCCUCAACUCUCUUAUCCACACAAGCUGUAUCUUCAGUUUGAAAUUCUGUGGUGCUCACGUGGUCACACAUUUCUUCUGUGACGGACCGCCCAUCCUGUCUCUCUGUGUGAGCACCUCACUGUGUGAGAUCCUGAUGUUUAUUUUUGCUGGUUUCAACCUUUUGAGCUGCACCCUCACCAUUUUGGUUUCCUACCUCUUAAUUCUCUUCUCCAUCCUGAGAAUGAAUUCAGCCCAGGGCAGAUUCAAGGCCUUUUCCACCUGUGCUUCUCCCCUCGUUGCCGUGUGUCUCUUCUAUGGCACCGCACUCUUCAUGUACCUGCGCCCCAGGUCCAGCUACUCCCUGGCCCAAGACCGCACAGUGGCUGUGAUCUACACGGUGGUGAUCCCAAUGCUGAACCCCCUUAUCUACUCUCUGAGAAACAAGGAUGUGAAGGAAGCUUUAAGAAAGGUUUGGAGCAGGAAAAUUAUGGAAUGAUCUCAACUCGUUACCACCUAUCUUUAGGAAGCCGAGGAAACUUUAUCUGAUGUGCUGCUAAUCUGAGCACAUUCCCACAUUAGCCCAUGCUCUCUGGCCUAGACCCAGGUGUUCCUGCAUCAGCCUGCCAGCCUGCUGUAGAAAGAGCUGGUCGUGUCAU